AACACCUCUGUGCCCAGUUGAAGCAAAAUGCUGUACUUAUUUUGGCUUGCCAAUUUAAAUAUGUGAUGGCUUAUAGCUACCGUAGUAUAUAUGUAACAAAUUAGUUUUAGAAAGUUAACUAGAGUCACAUUUGUAGUAUAAUCGUUCCGGCAGGCGACAAGGGAAUUCCUGGGUUUAUUCAUCAGUUUAUGUUUGAGUGAUAUCGCGCCAAACGUGUUACUGAGUGCCAACAAGUUUACAGAAACAUCCUGGGUUAAUUUUGAGUAAAUUAAUGUGAUUGUCAAUACGUAUUUUCUUUAGUGAUUAAUACUUGAAAAUGGAUUCCUGGGGGAUACUCAACGUUGAUACAGCUGCGGCUGCUAUAUCAAGGGAUGAUAUGUCCAGUUUUAGGAGAAAACAAGCCAUGACUAUUGAAAAAUUACCGGAUAAAGUCUUGUUAAAUAUUUUUUCUUAUCUGACUCACCGAGAAAUAUGUCGUAUGGCCACAGUCUGCAAGCGAUGGCGAAUGGUUGCCUAUGACACACGACUUUGGACUCAUGUCAGCUUGCGACCUGAAAUAUCAGGAUUGCAUGUUGGGUCAUUGGAAUCUCUUCUCGCUCUGAUUUCAAUAAGAUUUGGCCCAUCGCUGCGUUAUAUAGAACUGCCCAUUGAACUUAUCACACACACCGUGCUGCACGAAUUGGCGGCAAAAUGUCCCAAUCUGACUCAUAUGCUGCUAGAUUUCAGUACCGCUAUGCAACUGCACGAUUUCUCGGAGAUGCAAGCGUUCCCCACCAAGUUGAAGUACCUGUGCAUCUGUCUGUCUGAGGUCAUCUUCAUGGAGGGCUUCAUGAGGAAGAUAUAUAACUUCAUCAAUGGAUUGGAGAUUCUGCAUCUUAUUGGCACUUACGAAAAGGUGGAAGAAGAAGAGGAGGAGAUUUACGAGGUGAUCAACGUUCACAAGCUGAAGUCUGCGACGCCCAACCUGCGGGUCAUCAACCUUUACGGCAUCAACUUCGUGGACGAUUCACAUAUUGACGCCUUCAGCUCCAACUGCAUACAAUUGGAAUGCCUAGCCGUGAACUACUGCAACAAGGUGACGGGGUCGACCAUGAAGACACUAUUCCAGCGCUCGCGGCGGCUGACCUGUCUGCUCAUGAACGGAUGCAGCCUGCAGUCGGAGCACGUGAUGGGAGUGGAGUGGGAGAAGUCCUCCAUCCAGGAGCUGGACGUCACGGCCACCGACCUCUCGACCGACUGCCUCGUAGACAUGCUCACUAGGAUUCCCAACCUUAGGUUCCUGAGCGCUGGCCAGAUCAAUGGGUUCAACGACUCUGUGCUAAAGGCGUGGUCAGAGUCAGGCAUGGCUAGGAACCUUGUGGCGCUGGACGUGGACUCGUCGGACAACUUGUCGGACGACGCGUUGCACAGGUUCCUGUCGCGCCACGGCGCGCAGCUGUGGGGGCUCGUGCUCAGCGGGAUGCCGCACAUCACCGACCAGCUCUGGCAGAGCGUCCUGCAGCUGCUAACUAACGCCAAAAUCUUGAUCAUGGGAACACAGGAGCGACUCGGUGUUAACAUCCACGUAGAUCAGUUGAUGGAUGGCAUCGCCAACAACUGCCCCAUUCUGGAGCGACUGGAGCUCCGUUGGGACCCCGAAAACUUGCGUUUCAGCGACAAAAGCCAGAAAGCCAUAGAUAUUCUGAGAGUCAAGUGUCUGAAGCUCAAGUGCUUAGUGCUGAGUGACGGGCGUUACUACGAGAUCGUGAAAGCGAACUUCGAGCGCGCGGAUCGCACGACCGUCGUCCGCACUUCCACCAAUUGCAGAGUCUCCAACUAUUACCUGCUGUCAAACUACAAAGAUCUUAUAUUCAAUUAGGUCAUUAUUUAGAACAACACAUGUUUAGAUCCCACUUCUGAUUCUUGUUAUAACAGUUUUGUAUAUAUUUCAAUUGAAAUCACUUUACAUGUAUAUAGGAAAUAAUUGAUCACUAUCGAAUAUUUUUGAGAUAACAAAAUAAUAUAAACGCUUCGAUAAUCUUUUUUAUUGAUGAAGUAUCGAAAUACAUUCAAUUUUUAUUUAUGUAAAUGACGAUCAAUUACCCUGUUUUAAAUUCUAGACAUCCAAUACAAUUUUUAUAAUAAAUAUUAUACUGAAAGCGUAUUUAACGAAGUUUUUAAAGAUAUUUUACAAGGUGUACUAUGGAAUUUUUACUACUGUUGAUACCAUUACUGUUUUCUAUAACAAUAAAAUACUUAAGCAUAAAA
This is a messenger RNA of Plodia interpunctella (Indianmeal moth), 2247 nucleotides long. It is a transcript of the gene FipoQ, whose product is annotated as F-box involved in polyQ pathogenesis. Lineage: Eukaryota; Metazoa; Arthropoda; Insecta; Lepidoptera; Pyralidae. The transcript has 12 exons. Bases 317 to 1858 code for a protein of 513 amino acids. Gene Ontology annotation, biological process: positive regulation of protein ubiquitination. Gene Ontology annotation, molecular function: protein binding. The record is from RefSeq and is a predicted model, not a curated record.